Glarea lozoyensis ATCC 20868 is the source of this 1713-nucleotide messenger RNA. RefSeq lists its product as uncharacterized. Gene Ontology annotation, biological process: endosome to lysosome transport; early endosome to late endosome transport; protein targeting to lysosome. The record is from RefSeq and is a predicted model, not a curated record. Bases 1 to 1713 code for a protein of 570 amino acids. The transcript has 3 exons. Gene Ontology annotation, cellular component: late endosome; extrinsic component of endosome membrane; early endosome. Lineage: Eukaryota; Fungi; Ascomycota; Leotiomycetes; Helotiales; Helotiaceae. Gene Ontology annotation, molecular function: phosphatidylinositol binding.
AUGUCGCGGCUUCAACCUCGCGCAAAGGCUGUUUCCACGUCAAACAUCUCCUCCCAAUCAGCUUCUGCGAACGCUUCUACGGGCUCUGCGCAAACCAUCCAAGAUGCUGCCCCCAAAGUAGGAGGGCCCAAAACUCGCUCUGCUCCUCGGCAAGCUUCCAGCGACCCCGCCUCGGAUCGGUCAACGUUGUUCCUAAUUCGAAGGACAUUAUGUCCAAAUCUUGCGGAAAAGGGUCGAAAUACCCCAGCGCCUAUCGACGAAAUCUUGCCCCCUCUGACGAGCAGUAAUGAGGUGGAUCUACAAUUAUACGCAUUUAUUGCUAUCAUUAUACGGGAAUUCGUCCAUACUUGGUAUACCAAAAUCACUCCGGACUCGGUGUUUGUGGAAGAGGUUGUCCAGAUCAUUGCACAUUGCACCAGAGCUUUAGAGCAGAGGAUAAGGAAUGUAGACAUAGAAAGUCUGGUGUUAGAUGAGCUACCGGAUCUGCUAGACGUCCACGUUCAAGCGUAUCGGACAUCUCACAAGCCUCUCAAUCCGUCUCCGCUCGAAACAAAUCCUCGCGAGAUCUAUCAUUCCUUAUGGCCUAUGCCCGCUCUUUCUCCAGUCCCAGAUGGGUCUGGUGGCCCACUCGCCCAACAGCAAAUAAAUAAUGAAGCCGUCUACCGACAGAUGUUGGUCCAAGGUGUCCUAGCUGUCUUGUUACCCACGGAGGAUCUCGAAAAUGACUGUCUGACAACAUUGGUUGGACAGAUAUUCUCUGAAAUGAUCAUUGGAAAUGGUAUUGGUGGAAAGGCUUCGGAACCGUGGUUGCUCUGGGAAGGUAUCACGAAAAUUGCGGAGAUUGUCCAGGCCCAACUACCAAGAUCGCAAGCCAAUGUCCGACUUGCUAGGUCGAAUUCAGAAUUGGGCCCCUACGUCGCGCCAGCCGAAUUGUUCUCGUCAAAGAAGAAAUGGAAUAUUCAAUGGUCCAUUCAGAAGACUUUCUGGCUAGUCCUGCAAUACGCCUUUGUUGCCUUUACGGCGGCGAGGUUUUUGAUAUUGACGCUUGCUCAAUCUUCAUCACUUCCUUCUCGCAUUACCUCCCCGAAGAUCAGCAGCUCAGCGGUUCUAGAGGGUCACUCGAGUCAAGACGGGAUAGAUGCUGAGCCAAUCGCCACCAAAGCUAUUCCAAGCAAGACACCUAUCGUGGAGAUGAGAAUAUGGUCUGCUGCUGCUCGCUUACUGGACUUUGAUUUCCGCAUGCCCUGGCUUGCGGCAACGUUGUCAUUUCUUCAGUGGGGAGCCCUCACGGGGCCAGGACAGCUAGGGAAUACGGACGGAAGAAUCGACAAAAUCCUCUCUCACGCAAUCCAAACGCAUGUCCUCGACCCCUCUAGACUCCCUUUCCUCCUUCGCACCGUCCGCGCCGCCAUCUUCCCCGCCAACACCCUCGCGCCCCCACGUGAGAUCCCUACACCUGCUGAGUCUCUGCUUCUCCGCAGGAAAUGCGCUGAGACUAUCUUGUCAUUAAUCCCGGAAAAGGUACAAGGUAUCUACUUUGGUCCGGGUGUUGAGAAGCGCAUCAAGGAGGUCGAGGAUGUGUUGGACUGUUUCGGUGAUAGCUAUUGUAAUAAGCAUCUCUUGUACGGAAUUGUGGAGCUGAUCAUCGUAAGGCUUAUGCCAGAGUUGGGGGAGAAGGGCGUAGCGGCCUUGCUCGAGGAGAGGCUUAGCUAG